This is a messenger RNA of Hyaloperonospora brassicae, 1041 nucleotides long. The record is from the annotation of a GenBank genome assembly. NCBI's taxonomy places the organism in Eukaryota, Oomycota, Peronosporomycetes, Peronosporales, Peronosporaceae.
AUGCAGAGUCUGCUCCACGGCGUGCGCGAGUACCUGACGCCCGUGCUGACCGAGUCGUCGUUCGAAGACAAGGGGCUGCUCACGCCCGAGGAGUUUGUCAAAGCUGGCGACCUGCUCGUGUACAAGUGCCCCACGUGGCGGUGGGAGAGCGGCGAGCCCGGUCUCCGACGCACCUAUUUGCCACCAGACAAGCAGUUUCUCGUCACGCGCAACGUGCCGUGUCGCCGUCGCGUCACGUCGCUGGAACAGAGUUAUCAGACGGAAGAAGCUGUCGAAGGAGAAGACGAGUGGGUGGCUGCGUCGUCGUACGCUCAGGACAGCAGUAGCUCUGACGCCAUUACCGAUCUCGGAGAAGAGAUGGACGACUGCGCGCUCUCCGGCAACAGGCACAGACCUUCCAAGAGCAAGGGCACCAGCAGCAGCAGCAGCAGAGGCAUCUUGGACGCUAUUGUCGACCAGCACUUUGUGGACGGACGGUCGCCCACCGCUGCAGCGUCCGAAGUGCGGGACUUGAGCUCGUACGACGACGAGGAUAAUCUCGUCGAGGAGAACGAAGACGACGAUGAAGCGGCGCUUGGCCCUAUGGCGACUGGCAGUUACCUCGUGGCCAGUGAACCGGACGACGCAGACGACGCGAUCUUGCGCACGCGCACGUACGACUUGUCCAUCACGUACGACAAGUACUACCAGACGCCACGCGUGUGGCUCUUUGGCUACGACGAGCGCAAUGCGCCACUCAGUGGUGACGAGAUGUUUGAGGACAUUAUGCAGGACUACGCCAACCGCACCGUGACGAUGGAGCCGCACCCGCACCGCAGUGCGCUCGUGCACGCGUCCAUUCACCCGUGCCAGCACGGUGCUGUGAUGAAGCGCAUUAUUGCCAACCUCAAGGCGCGCGUGCCUGGGGACACGGAGACGGACGAGCAGGUUGCGAACGAGAUCCGCAGCGAUCAGUACCUUUUCCUGUUCCUCAAGUUCAUCCAGUCGGUCAUUCCGACGAUUGACUAUGACCACACGAUCGAAGUGAACGCGAAGCAGUGA